This is a messenger RNA of Sphaerulina musiva SO2202, 4858 nucleotides long. RefSeq lists its product as uncharacterized. The transcript has 7 exons. Bases 3029 to 4744 code for a protein of 571 amino acids. The record is from RefSeq and is a predicted model, not a curated record. NCBI's taxonomy places the organism in Eukaryota, Fungi, Ascomycota, Dothideomycetes, Mycosphaerellales, Mycosphaerellaceae.
CAGCUGCCCGCUACGCUCGACUACAUUACCUCCUCCUUUGAUCGCGCGCUUGACAGGACACUUCCCUCCGUAAAGACGUGCUCGCGCACUAAGGCAGUCUGCGCUCCUGCGAGACCCCGAAAGUGCGUGCCGGCCUUCUUCUAUGCUGGAGCGGUACAGCCGGAUGCGUGGAUUACCGCUGCCUCCUCCCUGCCAUCGAUCCUGUCUAGUAGGCGUCAUUUUAGCACGCGCUGCCCAGUCCAGCCCAACCGCACCAACCAAGGAAAGCUAGUUCUGCUGUACCUGUUUCCAACAUCACUCUUAUCAUCACCAGCAGCAUCAUCAACACCACGACAUGUCUUUGGCGGCAGGCCCGGGUCGAGGCGGCGGCGCAGCAGCGCAGCUCCCGGAUGAGCUCCAGCUCGUUGUGGACAAGCACGUAUCGUACAUUCAAAGCCUCGACAGUCGCAGAGAUGAGCUCGAAUACCACCUCACCGAACACUUACGCAUCAGCGGCAUCUACUGGGGGCUGGCAUCAUUGCACCUACUUGGCCAUCCCGACGCACUACCUCGAGAGGGCUUGCUGGAAUAUGUCUUAAGCUGUCUACACGACAACGGAGGCUUUGGCGCAGCACCAGGGCAUGAUCCUCACAUGCUCUACACCGUCUCUGCUGUGCAAAUACUGGCUAUGAUUGAUGGCUUCAAAGAGCUUGAACAGAAGAUACCGAAUGGCAAGAUGAAGAUAGCAAAGUACAUGGCACAGCUGCAGCAGGCAAAUGGCACCUUUGCCGGAGACAGAUGGGGCGAGACUGAUUCACGUUUCCUCUACGCAGCUCUCAAUGCGCUCUCGCUGCUCGGUAUGCUUCCACAUCAACGACCGGAAGAGCCCCCCUUGAUCGACUUGAAUGCCGCCACAGAGUAUGUCAAGGCGUGUCAGAACUUCGAUGGUGGCUUUGGAGUCGCCCCAGGCGCGGAAUCGCACUCGGGGCAAGUGUUCACAUGCCUGGGGGCUUUGGCUAUCGCUGGCGAGGUCGACGCCUAUCUUGGUGAAGAGGGUAAAGAUCGUCUGGGCGCAUGGCUUUCCGAGCGCCAGUUGCCAAGUGGCGGUCUGAAUGGCAGACCAGAGAAGCUCGUAGAUGUGUGCUACAGUUGGUGGGUACUAACGAGUUUGGCCAUGAUUGACCGUCUGCACUGGAUCGACAAAGACAAGCUCAUAAAGUUCAUCCUGCAAUGUCAGGACCCCGACCAAGGCGGCUUUGCUGACAGGCCCGGGGAUAUGGUUGAUGUCUUCCACACUUGUUUCGGAACAGCGGGUCUCAGCUUGCUCGGGCAUCCCGGUCUAUUGGAGGUUGAUCCCGCUUACUGUAUGCCGAAACACAUUACCAACAGAGUUCUUGGACGUACGCCAUAAAGCUUAUGUCAACUUCUCAUCUUGGUUCAAGGAACUGGUACAGGAACGAAAGAGGUCCAUAUCGUGUACUUUCCGCUGCUACUUGACUCACCCACCUCGAGUCAUAAUACUCCGGCUCUCUUCGUGAUCCGCAUUGCUAGCUUGCGGACUUCGCACCUUGCACAAAGAAACGCGGUUCUUGAGCUUGUGGCUCUAUGGAAUUUGCCUGAAUUUGUGCACAGCGUAGACUUCAGAUCAGAACAAAGGCGUCCAAUUCUAUACAAGGAAGGAUGCUGCUAUCAAGAUUUCAUUGUCUAGUCCUUGUUAAGGCACUGAAGUUCUCCACUAAGACCUGGCAAACUCUUGAAACACCUCUUGCAAUCUAAUAACCCGUGCUGAGCUUUCAUGAGGCCGGGCUACAAUGUGAGAGGAGAUAGACGUUAAGCUUCAGACAAUUGGCCUUUGCGUUUCCAGAGCUGCGUAAAUGCUACAAUAGCUUAUAACAUAAAGAUGUCUGCCGACUGCCGGUAGUAGCUCUCGUACACAGACGUUCUGAUAUCCACUGACGCUAUAGCUAUUUCUAGGGUAACGUCCGAAGCUGAACUAAUCCGAUAUCUAGACGGCAAAUGCAUAACCAGCACGACUUGAACUGCGAUCGAUCUUUCUGCUUUCUGGUAUUGUUACAGCACGUGGACGAUUCUGAUCUCUUAAAGCUACGGCUACCGUAAUAAUUCGUAAAGCACUGCGGAUGUCUUCAAAAACCUCUAAAGAAGUAGCGAUAAAGUAUUGUCUUGACCCGAAUGCACAGUCGGGGUUGAUCUAUUUGAGCUCAACCUCUCUGUAGUACGUAAGUCUCCCUGUUUCCUCGGUUCUCCCAGUUGAUUGCAAAACCGGUACGGCGGUACCUACCUUACAAGUAGGCAGCGCUAUUAUCCACACGCACGUGUAUUGUCGUUGCUGCUUCACCUCAGUUCAACCUCUUCUCUUGUUGGCACGUGGCUCUCCUAUACAUUACGGCUAUCUCCGCUGAAGACCGCAUACGCAAGUGCUACAGUACCUGAGGUAUUGAGGAGGGAGCACACCUCACCAAGUGAAGAGACGUAACUUUGUUAGCGUGAAUGUUAGGCGAGGCGCUAGCGUGCUCCAAUGCGAACGAAAUGGUGUUUCCGCUGCGAGUUCGGUGUUCACAACUUCCACUUUCAAAAUCUACGAACACACACACGGCAAGCACAGCAAAACUGUCAGGUGCAGCAACACAUCGGACAACACAAAUACUCCUUCCCAACGAGCGCAAUCAACAAUAGCAGUCGUCGCCUGCACGGGCUGCUACCGUCCUCCUGUCCUUACAACUCGUCUCUCCCCUCCUCGACGUCCACUUCACUACCAACUCCUUCUUUUCGAUCUCUACUCGUUCGUCCCUCCUUUUGGAUUUGCCGUCUUGAGCGUUCAGAGCAUACUCAUUAGCUGCUUCCAGCACGCAAUAAUCGACCACGACACUUCGUCGCCGCCGCCGCCGCCACCGCCGCCGUCACUCCUUCGCCAGCGAUAGUAGCAAGAGCUCCAGAGCCCGCCCGCUCGCCCACUACACUCGAUACGCCCACUCGGUAGACCCACUCAGGUCACCGAAAUUCGCAGAUCGGCUGCCGAUUGCUGCCUCGCAUGAACUUGCUACAAGGGGAUCCUGCACAACUUAUUCCCCAAGAUAUUCCCCUCAGUUGCAAUGUUUGCCCACGACGGCCGGACUUCUCCGAUAUCAGCCAUCUCCUUACCCACAUCCAGAGCAAAGGCCACCUCGCUGCGUACUACAAGCUCCAAGUCCAGGCUGGCACAGAUGCCGAAGCGCAGGACACUGUGGACACCUACGAGCAGUGGUACGCCGAUUAUGGCUUGGAAGACUUAAUGAGAGAGCGUAUGAGCCAGAAGGAUAAGAAGAAGGCCAGAGUUGGAAGCACAUCUCGUCGAUCAACUCCGAAUACAAACUCCACACGGAACACUCCUGUCCCAAGAAGCUCCCGAAAUGUCCGUCGACCAUCAGGACGAAGCCUGCUUGACCCACAGCUCAACCGUAGAGGUCCUGCGUCGACAUCCUACUCAGCCACACCGCUGUCUUAUUUCGAUCCCGCCAACUUCCAUCGCGCCUUGGCACCGACGCAGGCGAGUUGGGGUCACGGAUCAUACCUCAGCAACUCACCCAGUACGGUUAAGCAAGAAAGCGUAAGCAGCUUCGAGGACGACGACGACGACGACUCUUUUCUAUCAGCCCCGAAGCGAGCACUACGCCGACGCGUUGAUAAUAGUGUUACUAUUCUACCGGUUUUCGACGAGGCGUCCGAAUAUGGCGGCGAAGAUGUCGAGCUUGAAAAUGAUAACGCCAAGCUGAAGGGCAUCUUCUGGAAAGGCAUGGGCCUUUUCGACUCUGCAACGCCAGACAUGAAGCGUCGACGUAAUCAGAAGAAGGAGGCAUGGGUCUUACAAGCACUGAAGGACACCAGUCAGAAUGUCUAUCCCACCGAGUGCAUCUACGACUCUGCUGGCGCCCUUCGCAAGACGCGCAUUAUCGACGGUCUUCCACCUUCAGACGAUAGUUUGAUCGAGGGCGAGUCAGAGCCAGAGCCAGAACAGCAAGACAAGAAACGUCCACGCCGUAAGGCUCGCCAGCCUCUUGUCAAGAAGGAGCCUAAUACAGGCCGGGUCACUCGUAGCAGCCAGAUUACCGCUCCUUUGUAUACCCGUACGAACAGAGGUCUCUACUACGAGGGUCCCGAAGAUGAGGACGACAAUCUUACCUACCAAGCACGCCCGAACAAGCGUCGUACCGGCCUCAGCAUCCAUCGGGACAAUACCGGGCCCGAGAUCACAUUCUCUCAGCCGGCAUCGAUGACCUACCUUACCUCUGGCUACAACUCGGCCCGUGGUAACGUUCAGAACCCUAUCCCGAUGUUCGAAUCCUCUCUUCCACAACGUCUGCCUGCAGGUCAGCCCUCCUGGAGCCAGAACGCUCCGUUCCGGCCCUCUUCUCAUGGCGGACACCAGCAAACAUAUCCCACUUUCAAUUCGAUGUUUCCCGCUGCCAACCAGGGUACCAACCACGCAUUUGGGACCUAUGGCCAGAACUUCGGGACUGGCGCUGCGACAAUGCCAUACAAUAGCAGCUCGAUCUUCCCAGCUUCUGCGGGCGCAAACCUGGAAUGGGGGAUGUUCGACAACCUUCAUGAGACUUUUCCGGACCAAGUCGAUAGUGUUAUCGGUGACGCAGACCUUGGGUUCAACAUGGGUGUUACAGAUGGCACCUCGACGAAUCCGCUUUUCCUUUCGGAUGUGAAGCCGAUUAUCGAGGACGAUGAGGGAACUAUCUCCGCUCUCAGUGAGCACUGAGCCGCUCUUACGUAGCUGAAUUAGGCAAAAAGUUUUGUAUAUAUUAUAGAGACUCGACAUUCUCAACUUCACUUCUCUUAAGUAUAGGUACUUCGAAGAACUUAGUAGUAACCG